AUGCCCAGAAUGUGUCGCACCCUAACCUCGCAUGACUUGCUGAUUUGGCAGAGGACCACUACACAGACGAGAACCAUAGUGGUCAAAGCAGAGUAUCCUUUUGAUCUUGUACUAAAAAUGGAUCAAUUACACUAUCCCACGGUUCCAAAGUUGUCGUCACAGCUAUUAAGUCUCUGGACCGCUCAUGUUAUAGUAAACGAUAGUGUUUAA
Molecule: messenger RNA, 210 nt
Organism: Morchella sextelata
Lineage: Eukaryota; Fungi; Ascomycota; Pezizomycetes; Pezizales; Morchellaceae
Exons: 4
Coding region: 1-210 (69 amino acids)
Source: RefSeq, a predicted model, not a curated record